Messenger RNA from Caenorhabditis elegans, 1068 nucleotides. It is a transcript of the gene srh-119, whose product is annotated as Serpentine Receptor, class H. The transcript is spliced from 3 exons. NCBI's taxonomy places the organism in Eukaryota, Metazoa, Nematoda, Chromadorea, Rhabditida, Rhabditidae. The coding region runs from base 1 to 1068 and encodes 355 amino acids. The record is from RefSeq and is marked reviewed.
AUGCAAUCAGCUAUAGAGGAAUAUUAUGCAACAAAUUAUUCAAACUGUAAUUUAACAUACAGUUUUCUUGCUUCUUGGCAAUCCAUCAGCUAUACAUCUCAUGUUAUUCAACUUGUCGCAUUGCCAUUACAAAUUCUCGCUUUAUACGUUAUUAUUUACAAGACACCUAUUGCCAUGAAGAUCUCUAAAAUACCAUUGUUGAUUAAUCACUCUUUGUGUGUUAUACUAGACUUUGUCUUCUGCACUCUUUGUACACUAUAUAUAUUUGUACCGAUGUAUGCGAUGUCCGGUAUAGGAGUACUUGCCUGGAUUGGAGUACCUACAUUACUACAAGUUAUUAUAUUUUUUGUGGCAAUGCUCUGUGCCACUUUCUCAUACAUUUAUCUAUUCGAAAGCCGUGCCAGUUCACUGCUUAACAAUAGAUUCCGAAUAACCAAUAACAGAUCAAGAAUCGUUUACAACUGCGUAAUAUUGAUUCCCGUGUUAUUCGCACUUCCAUUUCUCUUCUUUUUUCGUCGGGACCAAGACGCCGCAAAGCUCGAUGCCCUGAAGAAUUAUCCAUGCCCAACUCGCGAGUUUUUCACCACUUCGGUGUUCAUCGCUCUUACUGAUAAGACUCUGAUGAGUUAUGUUUUAGUUCCAUUUUUAAUGGGUGUGUCAAGCGUUGUCGGUCAUUUCCUAUUCCAGAUGGGUUGUCUUGUGUACUAUAUAUAUAUUGUUCCAUCGAGAAGCGUCUCAAGAGAAACACGAGAAAAGCAGAAAACAUUUUUGAUCAGCAUUCUGUUUCAAACGUCAGUGCCCUUUUUUGUUGCAAUUCCAGCAGCGACAGUGUUGUUUUUGUAUUUAUAUGGCUAUUAUUCCCAAAAAGUCAUGAACUCGGUCAUUUGCUUCAUUCAAAAUCAUGGUAUUGUUGAAAGUAUUUGUCUCAUAUGUGUUCAUAAGCCUUAUCGAAACGCUAUCGCAAUAAAAAUCAAAAGCUUAAAGUGUGCAAGAGCAAGAAAUGUGAUCCCUGUCGAACGACUAGAUGGAAAUCUGACAAGAGAAAGUGGCAAUGGCGAUGAUGUUUAA